UCGCCCCGCAGCGCCGUAGUGUAGUCUAGCGAUCCGGCACGUAGUGAAUGUAGUUAGCGCUUCGAUAACGGAACCAACUGAAAAUAUGGAUGAGGAAAAAUUAGUAAGACUUGUUGGUGCCUACAAGGAAUUGUACGAUUAUGGUGACAAAAACUACGCCAAUCAAGAUAGAAAAAAUAACUGUUGGAACGAAAUAUCAGCCCUCAUGAAUCAGCCAAUGUUGGAUUGCAAGGAGAGAUGGACACGGUUGCGCGAUAAUUAUAGGAAGGCAUUAAAAUUUAGAAGAAGUAAAAGUGGAGAUGCCACUAUCAAAUUAAAACCGUGCAAAUUUGAAAAAGAAAUGGCAUUCCUAAAACCGUUUAUGCAGGAUCGCAAAAAUCGAAGACAGACCGAAGAGCAAAAACCUAAUCUUGUUGAAAUUGCCAGUACUAUUGUGGAUUGUGUGUAUGAAGAUGAAGAAAGCAAUAAUUAUAUUGAGGAUAACGAUAAUGUGAUAGAAGCUGAAUCUGAAGAAGUAACGCCUACUUUUUCAACAGGUGCAACAAUGAGGCAAAGAACACCUACACCUACUUCCAUGUCGAAAAAAAGAAAACAGUCAGAGAUGCUACUGGAACCUACCAAUUCAGUUGCUAGCGUUCUGGAAAAAUAUUUGCAAACGACAGCUGCUGCUGCUGCUACUAAUUCAAGUCCAGGAAGCAAUAGUUUGAGGCAAUUUUUCAUUGCAAUGGCUGAAACAGCACAAUCAUUCCCACCGGCACUGCAAAUUGAAGUUAAAUCGAAGGUUUUUAAUGUUCUACAUGAAGCAGAAUUAAAAUGUUUACAAGCUAAGGAAAGUUUACAGUGUCAAAAGUGUAAUGCAGCAGGGUUGCAAAGUAAUUCCUGGACCUAAAUAAUUAAUUACGUGUAACAAAUAAAAUGUAAACAAUAAAAUAAUAGAUGUAAUUAUUAUGCACUUAAUAUAAAACU
This is a messenger RNA of Diabrotica virgifera virgifera (western corn rootworm), 966 nucleotides long. RefSeq lists its product as uncharacterized. The record is from RefSeq and is a predicted model, not a curated record. The transcript is spliced from 2 exons. Gene Ontology annotation, cellular component: transcription regulator complex; nucleus. Bases 86 to 889 code for a protein of 267 amino acids. Gene Ontology annotation, biological process: regulation of transcription by RNA polymerase II. NCBI's taxonomy places the organism in Eukaryota, Metazoa, Arthropoda, Insecta, Coleoptera, Chrysomelidae.